Molecule: messenger RNA, 4041 nt
Organism: Cladocopium goreaui
Lineage: Eukaryota; Dinophyceae; Suessiales; Symbiodiniaceae
Source: the annotation of a GenBank genome assembly
AUGCACAACGAACGACGUGCGACCGAAGCGAUUUCCGCUGCGUCGGGAACAGUGGUCUACGACUGGCAGAUUCGCCCGUCGGGCAGCGACCCGAAAGUGGAACUCAAGCGGCCUGGGCCUGAGUGGUUACAUCAGUAUCUGGGGCCGCAUUGGUUCGGACAGAUUGUGGAAGUGAGACUAAAAGGAAGCGCCAACCCCGGUAAGAGAAAUGAUCUGACGCUAGUUGGUCCCCACCUUGCCAAACUGCCUGCCCUACGUUCGCUCUCGUUGUGGGGUGGGAUUCUCGACCUGGAGGAUUGCCAGCUAAUUGGCCGGUUAACCCAGGUCGAGGAAUUGUCUUUGAUGCCUGAUUCGGUAAUCGAGCCACAGCACACUACGGCGAUCGCGGGUGCUCGAAACCUCAAGAUCUUUCGCCUCAGCCAUGCUAAGACGUCCGCCGCAGCAAUCAGCAAGUUGGCCGCGAUUCCGAACUUGAAUGAACUUGAUAUUGACUGCGAUAGUUUCGACCCCCAGACGGGGAUGCCGCUGACGGAAUACUACCUAAGUGAUGAAGACGCUCACGCGAUAGCAACGUUUCCGAACUUGCGUUCGGUUAUGCUGUCCCAUACGCAGAUUACUGACGACGGUGUGGAGGCACUUUGCAAACUGUCGCAGCUAGAAACGCUCGCUGUGAGCAGUCUUCAUAUUACCAGUGCGGCCUUUGAGCACGUCUCUAAAUUGCAGCAUCUGAAGCAUCUCGGCACUUGGAGAUGGAGAAUCGACGACGCAGAUCUUGUACAGCUCAGCCAAUUGCCGAAUUUGGUCAGCCUUGACCUGCAGACGAGUCUUACGAACGAGAGCGUUUCCCACCUGUUGCAAUUCGAUGGCCUGGAGGGACUAACCCUGAGAGGGGAUGGGGUGACCGAAGACAGCGUUGGACACCUAUGUACGAUGCGUAAACUCACCUGGCUAGACCUCAGCGGCACCAGCAUUUCGAAGAACAGCGAAGCCGCCGCCUUACUUAAGCAAUCGCUUCCAAUGUGCCGAAUCACGUUGCCAAAGACACAAAGAGAAAAGGAAUACGAACGGCGAUUCAAUCGCUGGAAAUGGAGAAUUGGGGUGGGCUGCUAUCUUUUGGUGGUGGGGACUCGCGGCUUUCAGUGGCCGCUGGGUUUCUUGGGUGAUUUGUUUGGAGUCGCCGCUCUUCUGGCUGGUUUGCUGGAACUUGUUGUUGCGGAAGCAGUUGUGGGUUCAAAUCGGGGGGAUGGGUGGUUUGAGAUUUGUCCGGGUGGAGGGAUGCGAGCCAUGUUUAAUCCGUUCAGCGAGAUUGCUGGGGAGCAUUUGUCGGACGCCGGGCUGGUGGAACGGGCGAAGGGUGGCGACCGGGCCGCGCUGGAAGAGUUGGUUCUGCGGCACCAGGCGUGGGUUUACAACAUUGCGGUGCGGAUGGUUUUCGACCCGCACGAUGCGGAGGAGGUGACGCAGGAGGUGCUGGUCAAAGUCAUCACCAAGCUCAGCACGUUCAAAGGCGAAAGCAAGUUCCGCACCUGGCUGUAUCGCAUUGCCGCCAAUCAUGUGUUGAACAUGAAGCGACGCCCGGCUGAGACUCAGGCUUCUGGGUUUGCCGAGUAUGGGGAUGCGAUUAAUAGCAUCCCCGACGCUGAGCUGCCCGACCCGAACAGUGUGCCGGUGGCGGUGCCCGUUCUUGUCGAGGAGGCGAAGAACAGUUGCACCAUGGGGAUGCUGCUGUGCCUCGAUCGUAAGCAGCGGCUGAUUUUUGCGCUGGGGGAAAUUUUGGGCGUGAGCGAUACGGUUGGCAGUGAGGUGCUGGAGAUGACGGCCGCCAAUUUUCGCCAGUCUCUGGCUCGGGCCCGUCGCGACUUGAGCAGCUUCAUGAACAACCAAUGCGGCCUGGUGAAUGCGAGUAAUGCUUGCCGUUGCCCCAAGAAGACGCGCGGUUUCAUCGAGCAUGGGCAUGUCGAUCCGCAGCGGCUGAUGUUUGUUCCUAGCCAUCUCCAGCGGGUGAAAGAUGCCGCGGGGGAAACGGUGCGGGAUAUCGAAGAUCUGGUCGAACAGCAGCAUGCAGAUAUUUUCCGCGAGCAUCCGUUCCUGCAACCGGCGGAUGAGAUUGACUGGCUGCGAAGCAUACUUCAGCGCGAGGCCGUUUCUCGAUGCUUUGCCAAGCGUGCCGUCGUGAAGGACGAGGGCCACACCUACAACGGUCGCGCGGCCAUUAAAGCGUGGAAGAAAGAGGCGUCGUCGAAGUACCAGUACACGAGCGAGUUGCUGGGGUGCGAGCACGAGGGCGAUCGCGUCGUCGUCACCAGCCGGCUCACCGGAAACUUUCCUGGCAGCCCGGUCGAUCUCCGUUACCGCUUCGAACUGGAAAGGAGGGCUUCGAUGUUUGCUGCUUACGCGACGCACGCCGCACCCGACGACCCGUUAUCUGCACUGCGCAUCGGAGAGAUGGCCGAGCCGCAGGUGCCUGAUGGUUGGGUCCGCGUGAGGGUGAGCCAUGCCAGCCUCAAUCGUCAUGACCUGUUUACGCUGUGUGGAAUCAGUGGGCAUCCCGAGGGCAUCAAGUACCCGAUGAUUCUGGGCAACGAUGCCGUCGGGACGCUGGACGACGGGACGUCAGUCGUCAUCUACCCGAUGAUGGGCGACGCUGAUUGGCACGGUGACGAGACGCUCGACCCGCAGUGGCAUAUCCCGAGUGAAUUCAUUCACGGGACGUUCGCGGACUAUGCCGUGAUCCCGCGGCGGAACGCCAUUGCGCUACCCGAGGGGCUUUCACCUUUGCAUGCCUCGGUGCUUGGCACCGCCUGGCUGACGGCGUACCGCGCGUUGUUCACGAAGUCGGGAUUGAGGGCCGGGGAGACGGUGCUGAUUCAAGGUGCCACCGGCGGCAUGGCGACUGCCCUCAUUCAGUUGGGCAGCGCCACGGGCUUUGAAGUGUGGGCCACAAGCCGUACGGAGGAAGGGCGAGCGAAGGCGCGGUCGCUGGGCGCGCACGCCACGUUUCGGCCCGAUGAACCGGUGCCGCGGAAAGUUCAGGCGGUCGUCGACAGCAUCGGCGCCGCUUCCUGGGAGCAUAGCGUGGCGUCGGUGGCGCGGGGUGGAGUACUGGUGACGGUGGGCGGCACGACCGGGUUUGAUGUGUCGCUGAAUCUUCUCCCGGUUGUGGCCGACCAGAUUACCAUCACCGGUUCGAUCAUGGGCACGCUGAAAGACAUGGAGGAUAUGGUGAGGCUGAUCGCCCAGGCCGGCAUCGAACCGGAGAUUGGCGCUGUUUUACCGAUGGAGCGGGCGGCGGAAGGUUUUCGCGAGAUGUGUGAGGGCGGUACUUACGGGAAGUCGGGUCGCAAUUUCAUAGCAAGCGCGAUUGGUAACUCGGUUGGCGAACCUUUGCUGAAGGGCCUUGCAUUGGUGCCCGCUGGCUUGCUUUUCAGCUUAGCUAUUCGGCUGUACUCUUAUGGGAUGCGACCUCUUCGACAUUCCAUUAACGUGACUUUGGACGGGUGUUGCGAUCAUGAGGAAAUGAUCGCGGACGAAACCUUGCGUCGUGAUGCCGUGCAGGAAUUGCAUCGCCAUGCCGUGGAGAAUUUCCAGCGGGCUGAUGCCCUGCUCUUUGGCCGGGUCACCUACCAAAUGAUGGAGACAGCGUGGCGACCGUCGACGGAGACGGGGGGGUGGCCGGAUUGGAUGGAGCCGUGGAUGGAACCGUUCGCCCAGACGAUCGACGCGGCGAAGAAGUACGUCGUAUCGAGCACGCUGGAUGAGGUCGACUGGAACGCAGAACUCAUCCGCGGCGAUUUGGCCACGGCCGUUCGUCAGCUCAAGCAACAGCCGGGCAAGGGGCUGUUCGUAGCCGGGGCAAAGCUCGCGAUGGCGUUGACCGAGUUGGGACUGAUCGACGAGUACGAGUUCAUCUUCCACCCCCGACUAGCCGGCCACGGACCGACGUUGUUCGCCGGGCUAUCGAAGCAAGUCGAUUUGAAGCUGGUGGGUCGGGUGGAGUUUGGGUCUGGGGCGGUGGCGCUGCGGUAUGCGCCGAGGAGGUGA